AUGCUGCAAGAAGCUAAUCAAAGAAUUAUCAAGCAUAUGAACAAAGACCAUCAAUUGGCUCUUGUAGAUUAUGUUGUUGUGUACGGAAAUAUAAAAGCAAGUGAAAUAGUUAAGCCUUCCGUUCACUUAGUGGAGGUGAACGAAACAAAAUUAGUUAUUGUUUAUGAUUCAACUAAAUUAAAAUCUCCACAAACAUUGUCAAUUGACUGGGAAUCUGCAACGGAACCAGAAAACAAGCAAGUAACUAGUUUGAAGGAUAUUAAGGGAAAAUUGGUUUCUAUGGCUAAAUACGCUGCUGCUAAGCAAGGCUUUUCACACCAACAAAUUACAAAGGUUCUCUAUCCGCGUCAGGCUAUUUUCUGGUAUCUUGUUUUCGGUUUCUUGGCUUUAGGAAUGUAUGAUGUUCAAAGGUUAAAAGAAUCUUUUGAGGCAGAUCCAAUUGCCUCAAAGAUAAUCCCUGUCUUACCUUCUGUAACAUUCAAAGUAUUAAGAUUCAUUGAAAAGAACAUUGCGUACAUUUUUUAUUCUUUGUAUACUAUUCAUUUGGGUGAAAUUUUAUUUCUUAUUCUUCCAAUGACCAUCAAGUAUAGAUUGCCUACAUCAAAGAAAUUUCUUUGGUGCCUUAUGACAUUUUUUGAAGGGGUAUUUUCUUACAGAAGAUUUAAGACAUUAGUUGACGAUAAAUAA
Debaryomyces fabryi is the source of this 687-nucleotide messenger RNA. RefSeq lists its product as uncharacterized. The transcript has a single exon. NCBI's taxonomy places the organism in Eukaryota, Fungi, Ascomycota, Pichiomycetes, Serinales, Debaryomycetaceae. The record is from RefSeq and is a predicted model, not a curated record. Bases 1 to 687 code for a protein of 228 amino acids.